Trametes versicolor FP-101664 SS1 is the source of this 381-nucleotide messenger RNA. RefSeq names its product fungal hydrophobin. Lineage: Eukaryota; Fungi; Basidiomycota; Agaricomycetes; Polyporales; Polyporaceae. The transcript has 3 exons. Gene Ontology annotation, cellular component: fungal-type cell wall. Gene Ontology annotation, molecular function: structural constituent of cell wall. The coding region runs from base 1 to 381 and encodes 126 amino acids. The record is from RefSeq and is a predicted model, not a curated record.
AUGUUCGCCAAGCUCACCUCUACCGUCGUCUCAUUCGCAAUCCUUGCCGUCGCCACCGCGGCCCCGAACAACACGCCCACGGCCCCCGCUGCCCCCGCGCCCUCCGCUCCCGCCGGCGGCGCUGGCGCUGGCUCGUGCAGCACCGGCGCACUCCAGUGCUGCCAGUCCGUCGAGUCGGGCAGCAGCGCAGCUGUAGCGCCCAUCCUCGCCGCGCUCGGCGUCGUCCUCCAAGACGUGAACAUCCCGGUCGGCCUGUCUUGCUCCGACAUCACGGGUGUCGGCGUCGGCGGCGGCAACAGCUGCUCUGCCAACACCGUCUGCUGCGACGACAACAGCUUCGGUGGACUGCUCUCCGUCGGCUGCCUACCGGCCUCCCUCUGA